CGCGCCGCGUAAAUAUCAGUUCGUUUUCUAGAAAGGUUGUCGUUGUCGAUUGUGAUUUUCGGAAGUUUUUUUCCUCCGGUGAGGACAGUUGCCGCCAAUCUGCCCGGCAAGGAAGUUGCGUUUUCGGUGAUUUUGCUGUUCUGGGGGGUGUCUAGUCUAGUGGAGUGUGUUUGGCUCUAAGGAAUACUGCAUUCGUGCAAGUGCACUUUGAGUUUGAGUCGUCGUUCUGAUUCGAUCUGGGGGCCCUUGGGGGGAAAUUCGAUACCUUGGCCCUAGCAGUCGUGCAUGAAGUGUGUUUGUGCGAAAAAAAAACAACAAACUAACUUACUAGCUGGGGGGAAGACGCGACUUGUUUCUGGGUUUGUCAAGAACGAACAGUAUCGUUUCUGGGGAGAAGAGACAUAUUAGUUUUGUCAUUUUGCGGUGUGUCUUUCAGAGUCAGUCGACGAUUGAGGUUGGUAUUUGUGCCGGAGACGGAUUUUAUGUAACGUAACGCAACGCAAGUAAGAUAUCUGAACUAGAACUCGAGCAGGGUGUUCGGGGUAAUCGAAUUAGGUCUCUUCUCUGGGUGGCUUGGUGUGGAGGCUUGAGCGUUGCGAGGAGUGGUUUUGUUCUGGUGAGGAUUGAUUUUGGUGAGCAAAACAAAAACAUUGGCAAGUGAAUCGGAUUCAGUGUGGGUUGUGACACUCGAGGUAGUCGGUCAUAGUCGGUGUUAGAAUUGUGGCCUGGAUUAGCCAGUCCGGGACGACUCAGCAGCGCGAUGAGUAAGGUUGAUGCAGAGGACAGUCCGGUGGAGAUGUCGGUUGAGACGGUUUCCCCGACGGCAUCGGAUGUGGGAUCGAUGUCGGAUUCCCCCGUUCGGACACAGGAUCAGUUGAAGAAGAAAAAGAAACGUGGGCUGUCGUUCAAAAAGAUCCGUAGCAAUGCUCAAAAGUUGAUACCGGGCAGGAAAAAGGGUGAAAAAGGAGAGGCUGAAGGUGAGUCGAGUCAGGAAGGUCCUCCUCCUUCGCCUCCGCCCACGCCUAAGCUGACAGAAAUGAAGUCCACCGAAAGUCUGCCGGCAAUCAAAGAGGAACAACCGCCCCUUCAGACAACCAAAUCAAUUGACGAGCUUAGCGGAGACCGGAAACCCAAAAAGGCACGGAAACCUAGUCGGGCGGCAAGUUUCGUGAAGAAGCUCGCCGGACGGAAGGCCAAAGUGGCUCCGAAUCCAGCCAAACCGACCUCCGGAGAGGACGAAAUGUCCGCCUCGACCUCGGAGACUCCGCUAAGCAUCAAGCGACGAACUCCGGAGGGCGCAAAUCUCAGCGUUUCGGAAACUAGCCUUUAUGAGCCUGGUGGCGAGAAACCCGUUGAAUCCUUCAAGAUCGAACAACUCGAGCGGGAACCCAAAGUCGUGCGAACUAUUUCACCCAAAAGAACCGAAAUGAAACUCACGCUGAUCAACAACCAACAGCCAUCCGAAAGUAGCAGCACCGAGGGAAGUUCUAAGGCUUCUUCCGUAGGAGGUGUACAAUUACAAUCGACGGCGGCUUCAAUGAAUGCUGCUCCCUCUCCUUCACUUUCGUCAUCGUCCUCGGCGGCCUCUCCUUCCCUCUCGCCGCCCUCCAGUCCCCAGACAUCGGCCGGCACUGGCGAAGUUGAUAAAGCGACCCGACCAACCUCAUCAGUCGCAAGUGUUGGUGAGUCGAGUUCGGAUGCUACUGCUGCUGCCAGUGCCGCCAAUAUCAGCUCCGAAAAUCCUAACCCAAUUAGCUUGGAUCGCCCAACGAAAGUUAUAACGACGGCCAUCGACGGAAGCAUCGCCAUUUCAUCCAACAAGGAAGUGAUUAGGCCGACCACAACCGGAACCACCAUCAGCCAGCUGCUCAGUGGAGACUACAUUGCGGAAAUAAACAAAUUUUCUAUCGAAAAAAUAAGUACCGUUGACAAGAGUCUCAUCACACCAACCCCAAGGGAAAGAUUUUUCCAAUCGCCGCUAAACGGAAACGCAACCCAACUACAAUCACCCCAAGAUCCACCGGAAGCCGACAACGUCAUCGAAACGCUCGAAGUCGACGAUAAUACCCUCAAAGUCGACGCCACCCCACCGGAAGAAUCUCAACCCCAGCAGCCACCACCACAGCCAGCAGCAACAACAACCUCAUCCGCCACCUCCCGAUUCAAAAACAUUUUUAUGAAGAAGGAUACACAGAAAAAGUCCUCAGCCUCCACACCGAGCACCUCCACCGGCUCUUCCUCCUCCAGCAGUCCCCCGACCCCGGCACAACAACAACAACAACCGGACCCACCCGGAACCAACCUCCCGAAAAAACCAACCUCCCCCACAACAACAGUCCGGACCCAAGAAGCCGCCAAACCUUACCAGCUUGGAAAUAACAUCAAAAACCCCAAUCUCCCGGGCUUCAAAUCCUCAGAACCCAAUUCGCUAUUAGAAACCUCGGAAAAACCGGACCCAAUCGUAUUCAACAUCGGCAGCAAGGUCCGACCGAAUCGCACCUCCAGCGCCAAACAACCUUCGGAAGGUUCCAAACUCCUAGCAACCGAUAUUCCAGUCGCCCCCCUUUCCGGCAACUUUAACGCAUCCAAAUCUCUCGAGGAGUCUUCGUCACUGUCCGCGGCCGACGGUCCUCUCAGUGAAAACUCGCGCCGGCGGAUCGCGUACGUUGCGCAGCCGACGCUGUUUACCCCGGAGGAGGAGGAACUGGCCCGGGGCCGGCCAUCGUUGGCGUCUAGUGCCGGAGGGGGAACGGCAACCGAGGGUGACUUUUCGAUCGAGAAGUCCAGUGAUUUUCUGGAAGCGACAGCAACCGGUAAAAUGUCACCCCACGGAGAUCUGCUGCUGGACAAGGGUAGCGAGAAUUUGAACAUGGCAGCGCCGACGGAGAAGCACGAGCACCUGUACAAAAUCCUGGUCAUUGGCGAGCUGGGUACCGGGAAGACUUCAUUCAUCAAGCGCUACGUCCAUCAGUUCUUCACCCAGAGCUACCGGGCCACCAUUGGCGUCGACUUUGCUCUGAAGGUGCUCAACUGGGACCAGAACACCAUCAUCCGGCUGCAGCUGUGGGAUAUUGCCGGUCAAGAGCGAUUCGGCAACAUGACCCGGGUCUACUACAAGGAAGCGGUCGGUGCAUUCAUCGUAUUCGACGUGACACGAAGUGCGACCUUCGAUGCCGUAAUCAAGUGGAAGAACGAUCUGGACGCCAAGGUUCAACUUCCGGACGGCAAGCAGAUUCCCUGCAUAUUGUUGGCCAAUAAGUGUGAUCAACCCAAGCAAGGUAUGGUGACGACACCCGCAAAACUGGACGAAUACGUGAAGGAGCAUGGGUUCGCCGGCUGGUUCGAAACGUCCGCCAGGGACAAUAUCAACGUUGAAGAGGCUGCCAAAUCUUUAGUCACUAAGAUUCUGAUGAAUGACAAACAGAUCAGCGCCGGCGAAAUCGUCGAAUCGGACCGGUUCACUUUGGGCCACUCGAGACCGGACGCCAAUCAGAAGAAAUCCUGUGCCUGCUGACGAUCCAUCCACUUUUACAAAAACACACAAAUACACCGAGAGACACUCAUGGAAAAGUCCAACGCCGGAACCAAUACACAGCAGCAUGUCCGGCAUCAUCUUGAAGAUGGCAGCACAUGUCAUUGGAGCGCCACGUUAUUGCGUCCCUUAGCAUCUUGGUUUUGUCGUGUUUGUUUUGCGUUUUAAGCUCGAUAUUUUGUCUAUUCUUUUAUAUUUUGUUUUAAAUAAGUCUCACUGAUUCAUUUUACAAUUUGAUGCAAUAAUUUUACAACACAUAAAAACCGUGUAUCACACACACACAGACUCAAAAAAAAAGAAACACAUCCAUAGCUGUAAUACAAAAGUUGAUAGUGCAAACUAGCAGAAAAAACGGAACAAAGCGAACGCUUGCCAAUAGUCCAACGCUUGGUUUUGGAAACAUAGUGUGAAAUUCUCUACUUAAAUAUAAAAAUACAAACUUUUCUAGAUGGCAAAAGAAGGAAGCUUUACGCUUUGAGAUAUUCCAAAUUAUACAAAAAAAUAUACAUAUUUAUGUUAUACACAUGCCAAAAAGAAAAAAAUCUAUGUAUGUAUUGAAGCUGCUAGAACAAAAAAGAAAACGAACGACCAAUGGAAUAAAAACAAGAGUUGUUUGUGUCAAAAUAUAUGUUCAAGUCCGUGUAGCUGUCCAGCGAAACGUAACCGCCAUUAAGCAAACGAGUAAAAAAAAAAACAAAAAAAAACAGAAGCUAUCCAUUUUAAGAACCGUACCAUUGUUAAGAUGAAAUGAAAAAUGCCUACAAAAUUUUAACGUAUCAUUGUUGAAUAAACUAUGUGACAGUUGAUUGUCUAUAA
This is a messenger RNA of Uranotaenia lowii, 4348 nucleotides long. It is a transcript of the gene Rab32, whose product is annotated as ras-related protein Rab-32. The coding region runs from base 761 to 3514 and encodes 917 amino acids. NCBI's taxonomy places the organism in Eukaryota, Metazoa, Arthropoda, Insecta, Diptera, Culicidae. Gene Ontology annotation, cellular component: vesicle; trans-Golgi network; Golgi apparatus. Gene Ontology annotation, biological process: vesicle-mediated transport. Gene Ontology annotation, molecular function: GTPase activity; GTP binding. The transcript is spliced from 5 exons. The record is from RefSeq and is a predicted model, not a curated record.